AUGUUCGGCCGAAACUUCCAAGCAUCAGUCCCCCGCGCCCGGACCCUCAUUCUCCAAAAUCGCCAAUUCUCAGUUUCCUCCAUCAGAAAUGAAGAAAGUGGCAACAAUAAUGAUGAUAAACCCAAAACUCUGAAAAUUCCUGUCGACAUUUCUUCACUCCUACGCAUUCGCCGCACAAGCACUGCGCCGCCGGCCGAGCGCCGCGUGACUGCCUCUGCCGAAGAUCUGGGACUUGAUUCUCCGGCUCCCCCGAUGACAAGGAGUGGUGGCUUUUCCCAGUUGGAGCAUCAUGAUGGGCAGCAGCAACACCAACAGAACAUUACAGGUGGGUACUCUUCUAGGCCGCCGCCCCUACAGGGGCCGGCUUCCGAUCGGGGUCCUAGGAUCAUCGCUCCGCAGGGGGGAUUUUUUCGCACGGACAUGGGAGGGGGUUUUGGUGGUGCUCAGCGGGGUGGUGGGUUCGGCAUGAACCGUGGCGGCAGCAGCAGAGGUGGGUUUGGGAUGGGUAUGGGAGCUCGGGGGGGUAGAGGCGGUGUUGGUGCUUGGGGUGGUAGAGGCACAAGAGGUAGAGGUAGGGGUCGAGGCCGCGGCCGUGGGCGAAGAGGCGACGAUGAAAACGCGCCGUCUUCUAGAUUCGCCCGCAUCAGGAAGUCUCUCCAACCGCCGCCGAAAUUACCCGAGAGCGUAUACUCUCCGGCUGACUUUUCUGAGAUGGACUUGAUGGAGUAUAUCCCUGCCACGCAAUUGACCGUCACCGGCGGGGUUUCUAGCGAGUUGAUGGAUAGAGUUCCUAUCACUGAGAAUACCAGGGAGUGGUCGAAGACUAGGUGGCAGAAGUAUCAGGACUGGCGGGAGAGGGUGGCGAAGGAGGUUGUCGCCGGGGAGUAUGAUGAUCCCGCUGGCGAUGUCGGGCCGUACGGGGAGGUGCGUAGGCUGAUUACAGUUAAUGGGUCAUAUACGGAUAAGGCGAAGGGGAAACUGUUUACAGAGGUUAAAAGGAAUGUGCCGAUUGAGUUGAUCCCUCCCCCGCCCGGGCAAGUGAAGGGGGAGAUUUCGGCUGGGGAAGGGAAUUGA
This is a messenger RNA of Tuber melanosporum (Perigord truffle), 1074 nucleotides long. RefSeq lists its product as uncharacterized. Bases 1 to 1074 code for a protein of 357 amino acids. Lineage: Eukaryota; Fungi; Ascomycota; Pezizomycetes; Pezizales; Tuberaceae. The record is from RefSeq and is a predicted model, not a curated record. The transcript is spliced from 2 exons.